Molecule: messenger RNA, 1782 nt
Organism: Oldenlandia corymbosa var. corymbosa
Lineage: Eukaryota; Viridiplantae; Streptophyta; Magnoliopsida; Gentianales; Rubiaceae
Source: the annotation of a GenBank genome assembly
AUGGAAGAGUCGGAUCCCGACUACAUAGCUCCAAGUGAAAGCGAAGAAGACCGUGAGUUCUCUGCAGAUAGUGAUGUAGAGGAAAGUGAUGAUGAAUUAUUGGAAAAUGAGGAAAGGGAUCUUAAUCCAUUGCCCCGAUGCCAUGUACAUAGCAAGAUUGGGAAAUGGGAUGCCUCGUGUGUGGACAAGGAUGAGUCUGCUCUUAAGAUGUGGGAUGAGACCCCCGAAGAAAUAGACAUUGGCGUUUGUUUCAAAUCCCAAUCAGAAACAAAACAUGCUGUGAAAUUAUGGAACAUCCAUCAUAAAAGAGAAUAUAGGGUUGUCGCGAGUAGUCCAACAACGUGGGCUGUGUGGUGCAGAACAUUAGAUGUACCAAGUGAGGAUGGUGAUCCAUCAUGUGUGUGGAAGAUGCGUGAGUCUUUGAAAGAUCACGACCUUCAUCAAAUUGAUAGAAUCGUAAGUGUGAUAUCCGACCGGAAUGCAGGGUUGUUGAGCGCAAUGUCACAGAUGGAUGAAUGGUAUGAUUUAGGGGAUGGACACUACUUUAUUGCCUCCGCCACGUUCGUAGCAAUCUUGUGUAGCGACAUAAGAGCAGAAAGGGUUGGGGCUUUCGAGGAAGAGCUCAUACAUGCACUUCCUGAGGGUUCCUCAAUCGAGCAAUUCCAACAAAGGGCCCGGACAUUAAUCCUGUGGGAAUGUAAGUACACCUACGAGAACGUCCCAAGGAGUAGUGUGCCACCUUUAAGAGAUCAAUUAACAGGUUCACGGAUUGGAGAUGGUGAAGUAUUGAACAACAUUCUCAUAUGCUCCGAGCAGUUUAGAGACAAAAGUCGUGAAAAAGAACUCCUAGACAGUGAACUAGAGGAGCAUUUGAAUGAUAUCGUGAAUCAAGUACACACUGCUUUGACCCUUGGCACAAAUGAUGAGGGUAAAAAGGCAAAGCUGUGGCCAAGAGAGAAGAUUGGAGGAGGAAGAAAGCGAAAACUAGUGAUCCCCCCACGGUCAUCGCAACAACAAAAUCAGGGUGAAGGUUCAGUUUUUGCCGGUGCAAAGUACGGAAGAAGAAAGGUAGAGAAGGCGCGGGGAAGAAUAAUGCACAAAACAGCACAAGGGUGGUUUUCCGGCGGACCAACUAACGAUUUGCAGAAAGCGCCGCCGUCUCUAUUAGCAGACUGGAAUGCCUACGCAGCAUCAAGGGAUAUCGAAGAAUCUGCGGAAUCUUCCUCCUCAACUUUAGGGUUUGAUCUCGAAUCUGCUGUUAGAACUGCCAAUGAUAAAGUAUCCGGCACUUUCAAUGUGGUAUCAAAAGGAGUCCGCGACCUGCCUGGGAGUUUUCAAUCAGCCACAAGUAGUGUCCCCUCGGGGAAGUCUCUCAUGUAUUUUGCCUUGCUACUUGCUUCUGGGGUGUUCUUCAUUAUUAUAGCUUUCUCCAUAUUUCUCCCGGUAAUGGUGAUAGCCCCUCAAAAGUUCGCCAUCUGCUUCACAAUGGGCUGUGGAUUCAUAAUUGGCUCAUUUUUUGCUCUUAAAGGUCCAAAAAAUCAGCUGGCACACAUGAUGUCAAAGGAGAGACUUCCUUUUACAGUGGGAUUUUUGGUCAGCACUGUAGGAACGAUGUACGUGUCCAUGAUGCUUCAUAGCUAUAUUCUUUCAGUCUUUUUCUCUUUGCUUCAGGUGAUAGCAUUGUCAUAUUAUGCAAUUUCUUACUUCCCUGGAGGAUCAGCCGGCUUGAAGUUUCUUUCCUCAACCAUUACUUCAUCGAUACUUAAUUGUUUCGGACGAUGA